This is a messenger RNA of Penicillium lagena, 696 nucleotides long. Its product is annotated as NuoB/complex I 20 kDa subunit family protein. Gene Ontology annotation, biological process: mitochondrial respiratory chain complex I assembly; aerobic respiration; electron transport coupled proton transport. Gene Ontology annotation, molecular function: quinone binding; 4 iron, 4 sulfur cluster binding; NADH dehydrogenase (ubiquinone) activity. NCBI's taxonomy places the organism in Eukaryota, Fungi, Ascomycota, Eurotiomycetes, Eurotiales, Aspergillaceae. Bases 1 to 696 code for a protein of 231 amino acids. The transcript has 4 exons. The record is from RefSeq and is a predicted model, not a curated record.
AUGCUGCCCAUGGCGAAACCGGCCAUCUCGGGCGCCUUGUGCGCGGCUCGACCACGCCUGGCCCUGGCCCUGGCCCUCCCCCGAGCCCAGCCCAUUGCCGCCCUCUCAACUUCGUCAAUCAAAUCUGCCACAGCACUUGAACGCCAGUCACAGUCUGGCUCGCAGCUUACAGCUUCUGGCAAGGCUCGCAAGGAAGUUCCAUUGCCCAGCCAGGAGAAAAAGGAGGGUGCCAUGCAAUAUGUCCUAACCACUCUGGAUCAAGUUGCCAACUGGGCCCGCCAAAGUUCUCUGUGGCCCAUGACCUUCGGUUUGGCAUGCUGUGCCGUGGAGAUGAUGCACCUGUCCACGCCCCGAUACGACCAGGACCGCCUGGGAAUUAUCUUCCGUGCUUCCCCCCGACAAUCCGAUGUGAUGAUUGUGGCCGGUACCUUGACCAACAAGAUGGCUCCCGCCCUUCGCCAGGUCUACGACCAAAUGCCUGAGCCGCGCUGGGUGAUCAGCAUGGGUAGCUGUGCAAAUGGCGGCGGCUACUACCACUACAGCUACUCGGUGGUUCGAGGCUGUGACCGGAUUGUGCCGGUUGAUGUUUAUGUCCCUGGAUGCCCACCCACCUCGGAGGCCCUGAUGUAUGGCAUCUUCCAGCUACAGAAGAAGAUGAGACACACCAGAAUCACACGAAUGUGGUACCGACGCUAG